Ectocarpus sp. CCAP 1310/34 is the source of this 4555-nucleotide messenger RNA. The record is from the annotation of a GenBank genome assembly. NCBI's taxonomy places the organism in Eukaryota, Phaeophyceae, Ectocarpales, Ectocarpaceae.
AUGUGCAUCGCGGACUGCAAGUAUGACGUUGUCCGAGCAGCGGCCCAGGCGAAAGGUUGGAAGCUUGUCAACGAGGACCCUGAAGCGAGCUCCACCCGAAAGUGCCACGUGUACUGGAUCGACGUGCCCGCCAUUGUGGAGCGAAUGCAGCACCUACACAGGUGGCAACGCAUCAACCACUUCCCGGGUAUGUCCAACGUUGCGCGCAAGGGUCGCUUGGCGCAAAACCUCGACCGCAUGAGGCGGACUUUCCCCCACGAGUACAGCUUCUACCCCAGAACUUGGGUGCUGCCCGUGGAGUGGGGAACCUUCAAGACGGAGUUCGACACCAGCGGGAAGUCGACGCGAACAUUCAUCGUUAAGCCGGACAGCGGGUGCCAGGGCCGCGGCAUUUUCCUCACCCAGAACCUCGAGCGAGUGGAAGCCACGGAGAGCCAGGUGGCCCAGCUUUACGUUCAAAGGCCACUCCUGAUCGAGGGCUUCAAGUUUGACCUCCGUCUGUACGUCCUUGUCACCAGCGUGAUCCCCCUGCGCGUGUACGCCUUUAAGGAUGGCCUCACGCGGCUUUGCACGGAGGAGUAUAGCCGGGCCUCUAGCGACAACCUUGGCAGGCGCUGCAUGCACCUCACCAACUAUGCCGUCAACAAAGGCUCCGACAACUUCGUUGCAAACGAUCAGGCCGACCUGGGAAGCAAACGCAGCUUGCGCUGGCUCUUGGGCUGGAUCGCGGCGGAGCGCGGCGGCCAGGAGAAGGCGGACGCGCUCUGGCGGAAGAUGGGCGGAGCGAUCACCAAGACCCUCGUGUCUGUGUUGCCGAUAUUGCACCGAGAGUACCUGCAUAUGUUUGGCCACGACAAUGGCCUGCACCGUCCCGCUGCCACAAGUGCCACCAACACCACCGCCAACACCGCCUCCAACACCGCCAACGCCAAAACUAGUGCCUCCUCCAGAAAUGUCGCUCGCAGCGAUUCGAACAGGAGUUGUGACGCGCGGCCACCGGUAGGAAGGGUUGAGGCUGAAAAUACGGGAAGCAGCAGUUGGGACUCUGAUUCGUGUAGAACCGGGGAUUCUAUCCGCGACGGAAUCGUCGGUCAGAUAAGUGGUUCAGAAGAGCAGCCCCCGCGACAACUGGGGGAAGACGAACCUGCUUCUUAUUUCUCCAGUGAGGCUCCUGGCAAGGACAAAACUCUGGAAGAAGUAGAGUCCACGUCGCCACGAAGCUCAAGGGGGGCUGCAGGAGGUACCGGUGCCGUGGAGAAGGAUAGUGAACCUGGUGGCAACGGGACCCAACCAGGAAUAGCAGAACGUGGGGAGAGAUGUGGAGGAAAGCAGGCGCAGAACUACGACAUUUCAGUCGAUGGUGACGGGAAGACUGUUGCCGGAGCCAACAACCGCCGCGCGCACGCUGGCGGGGAGAAGGGGAAAGGAAAACCCGCUGGUGACAGCAAGGGUGUGGUGGAGGGUUCUCGCUGUGUGGAGAUACUCGGGUUUGACUUCAUGAUCGACGCGGCGCUCAAGCCGUGGCUGAUCGAAGUGAACCACCUACCAAGCUUCGCGACAGACUCUCCGCUGGACAGGCAAAUCAAGGCCCAGGUCGUGAGCGCGGCCUUGUCCGUCCUGCACGCUAAGGCGGACGACAGAAAGAGGUACGAGGACACCGCCAAGAGGGACGCGCAGAAUAGACUGUACAACCAUGACGCCUCGGCGGCGGGCGCGGCGCAGAGGGAGAAGGAGAGGAAGGAGGCCGAGGCAGCCGUGGCAAAAAUACGAAGAAAGUUGGAGGCGAUUUACAUGCGGUUCGCGCCGCACAAGCUCGGCAAGGUGGACCGCUUGCUGGCUAAAUAUGCCGGGGACGAGAACAAACUGCUGCGGAUUGUUCGGCGAAAGUACGUCGACACAGGGCGCAUGCGUUUGCUACAAUCUCUCCUUGUUUACAUCGAAGGGCGAAAGGAUGCUACGUCUGCUGCCGCUGCGUCUGCGUCUGCGGCUGCGGCUGCGUCUGGGGUUGCUGAAGGGCAGGGAUCGAUUCCGGUCUCGUCUGGCGAUGGGGAAGUCAACGGACAGCAAGCUGUUGACCAUCAACCCCCGCCAUCCUCAUCAUCACCGACAAGGGUCGACACGGCACCGGUCCAUGGGGGCGAGACCAUUCCUCUCGGGGAAGCCACACGAAACGGGCACCGAUCUCGCCAAGCGCUCGUCAAGUCGAAGGCGAACUCAACGGAAGGACAGGCUCCCCUAAUCCUAGAAAUGGAGGAAAAGGAGGAGUCGGGCGGCGCGUAGGCUGGCUAUGAGAGCAGCGCGCGCCGCGAUUGAGCAGCAGGGUCAACUUCUUAGAGUAGCAACCUGGAAUAUGCGGACUUUGGCUGUAAACGGGGCCAAUGGAUACGGGAGAGCCUACAGCGUUCUACACGAGGCAGCGAGACAAGACGUAACGGUGGUAGGAAUGCAGGAGACACGGAGGGCAGGUCGAACGGAAUUUGCAGCAGAGGGUUUCCGGGUGUUCUGCUGUGGCACGGAGACUGGUGAAGUCCAUGGUGUGGGGAUAGCCGCCAAAGAGUCACUGUUCGAGGCAUCCACGUUCACUACGGAGUUUAUCGACGAAUGCCUUAUGUCCAUGAAGUUUUUAUUGACAGGCCACCGUGGAGCGGUCAACUUCGUAGCCGCGUAUGCUCAAACCGAACCUUCAACCACCGACAGCAAUCGCGUGUUCUUGGGAAAACUUGACAGUCUCGUGCGGAGGAUCCCUUCCAAAGAACGUGUGUAUGCCCUAAUGGACGCCAACGUGCGGACGGGAGAUAGGUUGGACGGAGGGGACGGAAGGGUAAUAGGAAUGUACCGGCGUGAUGAGCUCAACGACAAUGGCAUGCUCCUGUACGAAUUUCGCAAUGGAAAACAGACUAGCUCUCACGAACACGUUCUUCGAGACACGCAAAGGUUGAAUAUGGCAUGCAUACAACGGUGUGUCGGGAACCGAUUGCAAGCGCCUUGACUACAUCCUGACAAGGCAGGCACAUCACGGCCGAGUAUCUAACGUAGUUGUCAUCCCCCAGCCGGUUCGCCCAGUCAAAGCAGACUCAGACCACAAUAUGGUAGUAGCCACCGUCAACCUCGGUGACAGGCUUGCCCACAACUGUACAGUCCGGACUAAACCGAAACAGAAGCAAUUCAACAGACGGGAACUGCAGUUCGAAGCAGCACGGUGUGCGGUGACUAGUCGGUUCCUCCUCAACCUCGACACACGACUGGACGAGCGAACAACCACCGCCGCGGAAUUGGCGACCGACUUUACCAAUGCUCCUCGAAGCAGCGCGGACGACCCUAGGGGAGGAACUGCGGAGACGCCGCACGCAGGAAUGGUGUGAGACCCCAGAGACGCGAGCAGCGCUGGAGCAGGCCCUUUCCAAACGGCGGGAAGCGCGCCGGGCGAUGAGGGGUAGCUGGGACUCAGCAACGUGGAGGGUUCUCAAAGCAGCGUGUUAGGGAGUGGCUACAGCAGUCGAAUCGGGUAUUUAUGCCCACCUGGACGGAUAUGUGACUGACCUCGAAGCAAUCUACAAAGAUCGCGACAUGCGAGGACUGUACCAACACCUCAAGGGAUCAGUGGGCCUCAGAGGGAGACAAGCGGGGGGACAGCAGUUCGUCGCGGAUGAGAACGGCGUGUUGCUCCGGAACAGGGACGACAUCCUCCAGCGGUGGGCGAGAUUCUUCAGCACCCUACUCAACACCAAAUCCCCCACCCUGAACCCAGAUAUCAUCGAACGAGUGACGCAGCGGCCAGCGACACGUGACAUUCAGCGGUUGGGAGAUAUGCCAGAACUCGAGGAGGUGGCACGGGCAACGAAAGGCCUCGAGAACUGGAAGGCAACCGGCCAUGACUCCCUCCCUGCCGGGUUGCACAAGAUCGAUGACGACGAACCCUUCGUCCUGGGACACCUCCAUACCAUCCUCGUCAAGGUGUGGAACGGAGGAAAUAUCCCGUGAGAGUGGAAGGAUGCAACCAUCAAGUUGCUGUACAAGAAGGGGGACCGGGCCAACUGUAACAACUACAGGGGGGUUUCGCUACUAUCUCACGUAAGCAAGGUCCCCAUCAAGAUCAUCACCAACCGUCUCAGCGCCUUCAACGAAGUCAACAACACCCUCCCGGAGGAACGGUGCGGAUUUCGACCCGGGCGAUCCACGGUCGAUAUGCUGUUCAUCGUGCGCCGCCUCCAGAAGCUGGGGCGGAGAAAGAAAAUACCGCUCUACAUGUGCUUCGUCGCCUUGAACAAGGCGUAUAAUUCGGUGGACUGAGAGAUGCUAUGGAAGGUGCUGGCCAGGGCCGGGAUUCCCGCGAAGCUGAUCAAAGUCAUCUGCCAAUUCCACGAUGGAAUGCGGGAUCGGGAGCGCAUGGAUGACGGAGAACUAUCGGACUGGUUCCUCGUGACACAGGGCGUGCGACAAGGAUGUGUGCUAUCCCCACUGCUGUCCAACAUCUUCUUCGCCGAGGUCCUCGAGGUCAUUGUCAUCCGAUUCAGCGAGGAUGAUGUUGUUCUGCGGAGCCUGGUGUAGUUGGAGG